This is a messenger RNA of Oryza sativa Japonica Group (Japanese rice), 2097 nucleotides long. The record is from RefSeq and is a predicted model, not a curated record. Lineage: Eukaryota; Viridiplantae; Streptophyta; Magnoliopsida; Poales; Poaceae.
GCAGCGCUUCCUCUCGUUGUGUAAGUGUGGCGCUUCCCUCCUACGCGACUCGCCGGUCGGGGCCGAGCGGGAGGCGCCGCUGGCGGCGGCGGCGGGGGCGGCGGGUAGGGGCGUCGGGAGGGUGGGGCACGCGAUCCUGGGUGCCGCCCAGUGACGGUUUGGAGGGAGAGGCAAGGGGCGGCGCGGGAUUUGAUGACGUGGGCAGGGAUUUUGCGAUGGGGAAAAGGCGUGGGAGCGUUAAUCCGACGCUAAUUACAAUUACGGUGUUAAUUGCACUAAACAACUCGUACCUUUUAUAUUAGUCUAGAUAAUUGGCAGUUCCUGUGCCGGUUUAGUAAAAAAAAAAAAGUAUACUCCAUUUUGUGAUACGUGUACUUGCAAUAGUAAUGAAAGACACAUGGGCCCUAGUGCAAACUUGUCCCACAUGUCAGCCUCUAGUGUUGUUGCUGGGCAACCAGCGCUCUUUUCACGGCGCAGUGGCGCAGUAUCCAACGAGCUUCCCGCAUACGCUUCCACCUUCCUUCCGCCAAUUCUUCCCCUUUCUCCUCCUCCCCUCCCUUUCAAAACCACGCAACAGCUCCUACUUCCCCCCUAUAUUUCUCUCCCAGUGCCAACUCUCAAACCCUAGCGAUCUCUACUUUUCUCCACCGGAGCACCUCGCCCAUCACCCCCACCCAUGGCGUCGCCGCGUCAUGUUUCCGGUUUGAGCCCAGGAGCCGCCGCCGGCGCGCAUCACAUGCUCCUCGAGGCGGCGUACAACGACAACCUGCGCGGCUUCAAGAGUAUGCAGGGGUGGAUUCUACCUACCGGCUUGGAUUUCGUCAUUUCGACUCCUCUCCCGGUGCUGAUCUUUUCUUUCCCUUCCGUUUUUUUUUGUUUUCUUUGUGGGUGCUGUGGUGGUGUUGUUCGAUUUCGUUUGAUCCAGACCUGGCGAACAUGCUGGAUACGGGGAGGGGAUGCCUCCGGGAGACCGUGGGAGAGGCGAGGCAGGCAGGCGUGCAAGGCAUGGAAGGUGCCGGCGUGCUGCACCUCGCUGCCAUCAACGGGAGCAUGAAUGUGGUCAGGUACCUGGUUGAGACGAUGCGGUUCGAUGUGGAUGACCUCGACAAAGAAGGGAGGACACCUCUGGUUUCUGCUGUACACAGUGGACGCAUAGGCACGGUCAAGUAUCUUCUUGAUCACGGUGCAAAUAAAGACAAAGCAAGCGAGGGUGGCCUAACUCCUCUGCAUUCUGCUGCUGGAUUAGGUGAUUGUAAAAUGGUAAAACUAUUGCUUGCAAAAGGAGCUUAUGUUGACCCGUUAUCUGACUGUGGGACACCAUUACAUCUUGCUGCUACUGAAGGGCAGGAUGGUACCAUGAAGAUAUUGUUGGACCACAAAGCGGAUGCUGGUGCUGAUAUCAAUGGAGAUUAUGUGUUAACAGCUUUAACUGAUACUUCGUUCAACUCAGUCAUGGUGGUAGUUGCUUUAGUAAUAUCUCAUACAGUCAUACUUUCCAUGCAUCAUGCUGCAAGUCUUCAUUUGUUUAGUAUUCUUGAUGAUACUCUGAUUCAGGGAGCACCUGUGAGUAGAAGUAUAACAGAGUUAAAGUCACUAGGGAGUAUGGCGUUCCAGAGCAAGAACUAUCUUCAUGCUGCAGGAUUCUACAGUAAGGCAAUGGACCUUGACCCUGAUGAUGCCACCUUGUUCUCAAAUAGGAGUCUUUGCUGGCUUCGCAGAGGUCAUGGAGGCAAGGCUUUGCUGGAUGCUCACGAAUGCAGAAAAAAACAGCCUGAUUGGUCAAAGGCCUGCUACCGGCUGGGCGCAUCUCUGAUGUCACUGAAGGACUAUGGAAGUGCGUGCGAUGCACUUUUUGAUGGACUCAAAUUGGACCCAGCAGAUGUUCAGAUUGAGAAUGCGUUACGGGAAGCUUUUCAGAACUUGAAGUUAUCUCGAAGCACCAAGGCCAAGUGAACUUGUUCUUCCUUGAUGGGGAUUCACUGGUGGAGAAACCAUCUUUCGUCGGUCGGCCGAUUUCCACAAUAGUCCCGGAUGCAAUAAAAACCGGGGCUAAAAAUGAUCUUUAGUCCCGGUUCAAAAGGGUAGCGGGCAUAUUUG